AUGGACGAUGCCAUGCUGUGUUUGCAUUCUCCAGCGAAGCCGGACCAAGUAAUCCAGCAGUUCAGCGGCCGAGGUGAGACCUGCAACAUCACAUGCGCAUUGGGCUUCGAAGGGAGCGCAUCCACCUACAGCUGCGACAUGGCGGGUGACUUCGCAGGCACUCCGCCGAGCUGCACUCCGAAGAGGUGUGACGUCCCGGCCGAGUUCUUUGGCAGCGUGAGGUACAACACGAGCUGUGCCGGCGUGACGCACGGGCAGAGCUGCAUGACCAAAUGCAACCAAGGAUACUCCGGCCUCCCUACACAGCAGCGCUGCUUCAACGGGAUCUUCAGCGGUGUGCCGCCAACCUGCUCGGGCAACCCCUGCUCUUUCGAAGGCUUCCAGCUCGGCAAGGGGGUCAAUGCUUCUACCUGCUUCGGUCUCGUGACACAGGAGACGUGCACGCUCAGCUGCUUGCGGGGCCAUACAAUUCAAGGAAACGACCUCGUCUUGACGUGCCAAGCAAGCGGCGAGUUCACGGCCACAGAUGCCGAGUGUGUACCUGCGCAGUGUGGUGAUCUAGCCUUGGUCUCGCCAUUUGCUUCCCCCGCCGUAGAUGAUUCCUGCAAUGACGGAAAUGUCAACAAGCAGUUUGGUGAGGUCUGCUUCGCUUUCUGCGCUCCGGGAUACAGCCUUGACAGCAACGCCACACUCCUCAUGUGCGAAGAGGCGCCUGAUAGUAGCGCCGGCUUCAAGGAAAUGGCAGGAGCUGUGACCCACAAUGCGGAGAUGAGCUCUGGGCCCACGUGUACACCGAAGCCCUGUGUCCGUGGGAUUCCCAACAUGCGCGGAACGAGCAGCGACUGCCUGGGCAAGCGCACUGGCGAAGCGUGCACCAUUAGUGCUGACCUGGGCUUCGAUCUAUUCGGCACUGCGUCUCUGCAGUGCCAGGCUGAUGGCUCCUUCACCCAGGACCUUCCGACUGUCUCGCCUGCCGUGUGCCCUACGCCCAACUACGAGUCAAGCGUGGGAAGCACAUGUGACAACAAGACGGUGGGUGCAGACUGCUGGGCCUAUUGCAACCCUGGCUUCGAGGGUCGGCCGAAGCCCUACCAAUGCCGGGUGAAUGAGACGGCCGCUGCCGUCCAGAUCGAACAGAUGGCGGACACCAUCAACUGUACCAACAUCAGCACAGAGACCAACGACACCAAUGACACGAACGUCACGGGCGGCCGUCGACUUCAAACCCUGGACCCUUGCGAUUUUGUAUCCGUUGCACAGGCCGGCUUGAAUGGAAUUGCGUACUCCCACGACUGCACCGCAAAGGCCCACGACGAGGUGUGCAUCGCACACUGCGCAGAGGGAUGGAACAUGACAGAGCCCGAGCCCUCCAUCUUCGUUUGCAAGAGUGGCUUCUUAGUCGGCGCGAUGCUGCCAACGUGCAUUCCGCUGCCGUGCAGCUACGCCUUUCCCGAUGCUCUCGGAGUGCGGCAUGAUUGCCUGGGAGUUCGCUCCGCGGAAACUUGCCAGGCGACCUGCACCGAGGCGGGGUAUACAUACGCUGCCGGCUCUGCUGCAGAAACAUGGACCUGCUUGCCGACGGGAAGUCUCGAUGGGCAGCUUCCGACUUGCGAGCGAAUCGCCUGCACAGACCUGGCCGUCAGCACGAAGUUUACUCACAACUGUCAAGGACAGCGCUUCGAGGAUACCUGCACGGUGAGCUGUGGACUAGGUUACACGCUGGAUGGAACAAGUGGGCAGUUCCAGUGCCAGGCCGACGGCAACAUCACUGGCACACUUCCAACUUGUGUGGGCAAUCCGUGCUCCAACACUCUUCCGACGGAUCCUGCCUUCGACACCUCGGGCUGCGAUGGGAAGACGACUAGCGAAACCUGCCUGGUCACCUGCAACCCGGGCUACACGCCGAACGUUGCGAUGCUCACCUGCGACCCCUUGGGCUUCUUGCUGGGCACGCUUCCCUCGUGCAAGCCUGAGCCGUGCCCGGUCAACACUACGCUGGCCGUGUCGUCCCUCACAGACACUUGCGAAGGAGUCGCCUACGGAGCCACCUGCGCGGUCUUUUGUGCUCCCGGGUUUAUCCUCAGCAAUGGCAGCACCAUCGAGGAGUGGAAGUGCAUGCGCAACUCUGAUGGCAUCCUCUUCCUCAGCGGAACGCUGCCGACCUGCGAGCCUCAGGCCUGCGAUUCGGGUCUGCCGGUUCCUAGCCCGAACCUGGUCGACAACUGCUCCUCUUUGACGACAGGCCAGAGCUGCACACAGGAGUGCGCAGUUGGCUACAGCAGCACAGCCGGUGCGAACACCUACACCUGCACGGAGGACGGCUCAGCGACCGGAUCAGAGCCCCCACCCUGCCAGCCGGUGCAGUGCGCAUCAAACCUGGGAACCAGCGCCAUCGUCCACACCUGCAGUGGUGUGACCUUCGGCGCAAGCUGCUAUGCGGUCUGUGCUCCCGGCUACAACUCCUCCCAGGGACCUCAGAUGUGGGAUUGCGCAGGACCUGACAGCGCGUUGCCUGCGAUUCCAGGCCUUGCGCCUGUGUCCGACAUCGUCUUGCGCGGGACAUUGCUUGAAUGUUCGCCCCAGCCGUGUUUGUACAACUUGCCGUUCGGCAUCCAGUUCGCCCACGACUGCGACAACAUCAAGACAGAUGAGACUUGCACCGUCUCCUGUGCUGAUGGCUUCAUCGGCUCUUCCACCGUGCUGGUCUGUGAGGGAACGCGGGGCGUUGCAGGUACACUGCCGACGUGUGCAGUCGAAACCGCCACGGAAACGUCAACUACAGUGACUUCCACUGUAUCGACAGUGACGCUGACAACUUCCGUUACCGUUGAGCCCGAGCUCCCGAACCUAUGCCUUGCAGAGCUCAUUCCCUCGAUUGAAGGCGCCCGGGAGUUCGUUUGUACCGGCGCUGAGGGCGUUGGCCAGCGCUGCGCAGCGCUGUGCGACGAGGGUGGCGAAGCGGCCAUCACCUGCUGGAGCGACCGGCGGUGGCGCGUGAACGAGGCCUGCGUCACACCUUCGAGCGACCAGGGGACACUGAUUGCCAUUUUCGCGGUAACGAUCUCUGUCUUGUGCGCAUUGGUUGCGGUGAUCUCCGGGUAUUUAUUCUACAGCCAGACAAAGGUCACUCCAGUGACUGAAUUGACACCUUCCAAAGUGGCAGACGUGCCAAAAGGAGAAGCUGAGAAGUCGCCGCAAGCGGAGAAGUCGCCCAAAGUGGAGAAGUCGCCGAAGUCUGCUUCGCAUUCACCUCUCCGGGCUUCUAGGGACUACGGGUGGACGGUGCAGCCGUCAAGGGCCAUCGCACACCCCUGGGACAUGGACUUCUUUGCUGCGGAGGCUGCGCUUCGCCAUACUGCGAACGCAGCCUGGAUGGCCCCUCCGUUACCUGCUGCCGUGCCGAUGAGUGGCAACGUGCCGUCACUGUCGGGCUUGGAUCAGUUUGCACUCCGUCAGAGCCCGCCGCUGCUUUACACUUCACUCACGAGGCCGACCCCUCCGGAAAAUGCUACGACUGUUCUCCAGGUCGAGGAGGAUGCGGCAUUCCGUGUGUGGGUGCAGCAGGUCCCACCAGCCGAGACAGAGACGCCGGGAGCCGUUGCUGACAAUGUUCCCUGA
Symbiodinium sp. CCMP2592 is the source of this 3618-nucleotide messenger RNA. Lineage: Eukaryota; Dinophyceae; Suessiales; Symbiodiniaceae. The record is from the annotation of a GenBank genome assembly.